Messenger RNA from Penicillium subrubescens, 480 nucleotides. RefSeq names its product Major facilitator superfamily domain general substrate transporter. Gene Ontology annotation, biological process: carbohydrate transport; transmembrane transport. Gene Ontology annotation, cellular component: membrane. The record is from RefSeq and is a predicted model, not a curated record. Gene Ontology annotation, molecular function: carbohydrate:proton symporter activity. The transcript is spliced from 2 exons. Bases 1 to 480 code for a protein of 159 amino acids. NCBI's taxonomy places the organism in Eukaryota, Fungi, Ascomycota, Eurotiomycetes, Eurotiales, Aspergillaceae.
AUGGGUCGUCGGGAUGAGGCACUCUUUAUCCUGAAGCGUGUUCGAGGUACUGCAAACGAACGUGCAGCCAUUUUUGAGAUGCGUGAGAUUGAAACUAUCGUUGAGCUGGAAAAGGAAUCAGAGGAUCAUAUUACCUACUUCGACAUGUUACUUGGUACUGGGAAUGAGAAUUUGCAUAUCGCACGCCGUGUGCAGCUGGUGGUCUGGCUGCAGAUUUUACAGAGCUGGACAGGCAUUGCAGGUGUCACCAUGUACGCGCCGAGUGGCCCCGCUCGUGGUGGAUUAGAUCACGCAGACAAUCAAGGGCCCAGGGGUAUCGCAGCAACGUCCAUGGUAUAUCUUGAUACAUUUAUCUUCGGUGCUACUUGGCUCACUGUGCCAUGGCUGUACCCCGCGGAGAUCUUUCCAUUGAAGGUUCGAGUCAAGGGAAAUACCUGGGGUGUUGUUGGCUGGAGCUUGGGUAAUGGGCAUGUCUUCUGA